AUCGCCGCGGUUGCUAAGGAGCGCGUCACUGAUCGCCGCGUGACGUCACGACGCCGCUCAAUCGCCUUGGGACGCCGCCAGGGUUUUUGUCGACCUGGGCCCAGCGUUGAUCGCGAUCGUUACCGUCAAUUAUUAUUAUUAAUCGACGUCGUUUGUCGAUAAUUACGUUGUAAACGGGUAGGGCAGGUGCGUGUUGUUGUUGAGAGGAAGAAAGCCCCAAGCCAGCCUCAGACGAAGAGAGAGAGAGAGAAGCGAGAAUCUCCCCGGCGGCAUGACGGAGAAGUGCGACAAAGCUGAGUCCAUCCUCAAAGGCUUCACCCUCAACUGGAUGAACCUGCGGGAUGCGGAGAGUGGCAAGGUGCUGUGGCAGGGCACGGAGGACCUGUCGGUGCCCGGGGUGGAGCACGAAGCACGCGUGCCCAAGAAGAUUCUAAAAUGCCGCGCGGUGUCUCGAGAAAUCAACUUCUCAUCCGCCGAACAGAUGGACAAGUUUCGCCUGGAGCAGAAGGUGUUCUUCAAGGGACAGUGUCUGGAAGAGUGGUACUUUGAGUUUGGGUUUGUGAUCCCCAACUCGACCAACACCUGGCAGUCGCUCAUCGAAGCCGCGCCCGAGUCGCAGAUGAUGCCGGCCAACGUGCUCAAUGGAAAUGUCGUAAUAGAGACUAAUUUUUUCGACGACGAAGUCCUCGUCAGCACCUCCAAGGUGCGGCUCUUCUACGUGUGAGCUCACGUUGGGCGUCGCUCACCACUCGCUUGCUCACUUAUUUACACACCUCUGCACUCAUUCAUUCAUUCACUCGCACGCUCGUUCACUUAAUUACUUAUACAUCUGUUCACCCGCUCGCAUGUUAACCCUCUCAGCCACUAACUCAUUGACUCACCCAGCCACUAACGCCCUCACUCGCUCACCCAUCCACUCACACCUUCACAUAUGUGCUUGCCGACACAUUCACACUGACCCACACACUCACACAUCAACGAAUGAACUUCCUCGCCACACACCAACACUUGCUCAAAUCCACCCACUCAUCCGCACACCCACCCAUCCAACCAGAAACCCACCCAACUAGAAACCCACCCAUCCACUCAACCACCAAACACAACCCCUGUCCCCCACGUCGCAGCAGCAGCAGCAGCAUCGGCAGCAGCAUCGGCAGCAGUCGCAAUUUAACACUUUUAAGUUGCGACUGUGGCCGUGACAUUCGCGCCAGGUGAGGUGGACUUCCUUCCCGCCCACUGCUUUGGGACGCACACAAAA
This is a messenger RNA of Petromyzon marinus (sea lamprey), 1258 nucleotides long. It is a transcript of the gene PDE6D, whose product is annotated as phosphodiesterase 6D. The record is from RefSeq and is a predicted model, not a curated record. Gene Ontology annotation, cellular component: cytoplasm. NCBI's taxonomy places the organism in Eukaryota, Metazoa, Chordata, Hyperoartia, Petromyzontiformes, Petromyzontidae. Gene Ontology annotation, biological process: sensory perception of light stimulus.